CUUCCUCUCCUCUAUGAGUAUCAGACAGCUCAUCUUCCUGGACCUGCUGCUGCGCCUUCUCUUUGAAUUCUACUGAUGAAAUGAGGGCUCAUCACAGUAGUAAUAAGAAACUGACGCUUCUGCAUCUCGUCUGCGCUGCUUCCUUCUUCUCUUUCCUAAUUUUCACCCUUCAAUCUUCCUUCUUCACAGGUGUCGGCAGUCGAAACUCAGAUCUCAACAGAGAACAAGUCCAGAUUUUAUCCGAAUUCCAGUCCACCGUUCAACAAUGCGUGGCAAACAGGGGACUUGGACUUACCGCUCAUAUCAUCAAUCACUGCAAUGUUACUCUUAAGUUCCCUAAUGGCACUAACAGCACCUGGUAUAAUGAGCAGUUUAAGAUUUUUGAACCAUUGGAGUACAACUAUGAUGUCUGUGAUGCCCUCCUGUUGUGGGAACAGUACCGUAACAUGACUACAGUUCUGACGAGAGAGUAUCUGGAUUCUCGCCCAGAUGGGUGGUUGGAUUAUGCAGCAAAAAGGAUAGCACAGCUGGGAGCUAAAAAGUGCUACAAUCGGACACUCUGUGAGGAACAUCUUAAUUUGAUUCUACCUGCGAAGCCUCCUUUCCAUCCACGCCAGUUCCGUAACUGUGCUGUUGUUGGCAACUCGGGUGACCUCUUAAAGACACAGUUUGGGAAAGAGAUUGAUAGUCAUGAUGCUGUUAUAAGAGACAAUGAGGCUCCUGUGAAUGAGAAAUAUGCCAAGUAUGUUGGUCUGAAGAGGGAUUUCCGCCUUGUAGUGCGUGGUGCUGCUCGAAACAUGGUUAAGAUUCUAAGUGGAUCUGAUGAUGAGGUACUCAUAAUCAAAAGUGUGAUACACAAAGACUUUAAUGAAAUGAUAAAGAGUAUUCCAAAUCCUGUUUAUCUCUUUCAAGGAAUUGUGCUACGCAGAGGUGCAAAAGGAACUGGAAUGAAAUCUAUAGAACUAGCACUUUCAAUGUGUGACAUUGUUGAUAUAUAUGGUUUCACUGUUGAUCCUGGUUACACUGAAUGGACACGUUACUUCUCUACACCUCGGAAGGGGCACAAUCCUCUUCAAGGAAGAGCAUACUACCAACUCCUGGAGUGCCUUGGUGUUAUUAGGAUUCAUUCUCCAAUGAGAGCCCAAAGGAAGCAAGACUGGUCAGACGUGCCAAGUAGAGAAAUGAUAAGUAGGGCUCAUGCUGCUGCUUUGCGAUUGAAGAGGGGUGAAACUGCUGCAGAUUUGGGGCAGUUUGGCAGUUGCAAAGUGUGGGGUGAUGUUGACUCUGAUAGUAGUGGGCCAAUUUCUGGAUCUUCAGACAUGAGUGACGUUAGGAAGAAGUCAAAUUACAACAAAUGGGAAACCAUGCCCUUUGAGAGUCUAAGGAAGGAAGCACAGGAUUUCUACAAACAAAUGGAAGGUGUUUCUCUAUACAAAAUGGAUGGCAACAGGUUGGAUGAUCUGGUGUGUGUCAGGCAUUCCCCUAAAUCUGAGGUAUAGUGUGUUGGUGUAACACAUCUGUGUUCUUCUAAACACUUUGACUGGGAGAAAAUCGUGUGUGGUAUCUGCCAUCACUUUGUUAUGGUGUUCUCAUUGAGCUGACGAUUUUCAGCAAGGCAUUCAUUAAAAUUACUUGGUUUGGCUCUUGUUCUCACUUUAACAAAGCAUGAAGAGUACUGGCCAGUCCCCCCAACAUGUAUCCUGGGCAGCGAAUUUGUGAUUACUUAUUCUUGUUUUAUAGAAGGGAUUAUUGGGAGAGGAUUACUUGAUACAGAAAAUGUGAUUAUAGUGUUUUUUGUUCUGCUCUGACUUCUGGGUUUAGGUGUUUGAUUAUAUAAACGGAUGGGAAGGGCAUUCCUAACAUCUGAAGAAAGCAUUUCUUGAACUGAAGUGGUGCAGCUGGAGGGUAUUGCCGAUUGGUAAUGUGACUACAGAAUAUAUUUUGUGAUCUCCUCCUACUCUGUCGUCAUUUUCUUAGUAACUUAGGAAGUAUUUAUUCAAUUUUUCAAGUACAUCUUAAACUCAUUGUUGUUUAUCAUUGAUUUUGUCAUAAUAUUACUGCUCAUUUUUUUGGUACAUCUGAUGAUUCGGUUAUAUAAAAAGGGAUAGUCUUC
Molecule: messenger RNA, 2113 nt
Organism: Rubroshorea leprosula
Lineage: Eukaryota; Viridiplantae; Streptophyta; Magnoliopsida; Malvales; Dipterocarpaceae
Source: the annotation of a GenBank genome assembly